Bubalus bubalis (water buffalo) is the source of this 2986-nucleotide messenger RNA. RefSeq names its product niban apoptosis regulator 3 (gene NIBAN3). The record is from RefSeq and is a predicted model, not a curated record. NCBI's taxonomy places the organism in Eukaryota, Metazoa, Chordata, Mammalia, Artiodactyla, Bovidae.
AGAGUGGGGAGCAGGUAUCCCGCGCACACACCCCAGGACUGUGCUCUGGCUUUGGAUCCCAGGCGGCUGGCCUUGCAGCACUCGGGCCCCGCAGGUCACCUUGCUCCCAGGGUGGCCCCUGAGUUGAGGAACCUGGGGCGUUGUGGGGAACAGAGGGGUGUUUACUUCACUCAGCAGAGCCCAGGAGACGGCAGCAGGAUGGGCGGGCGCCCCUCGAGCCCCCUGGACAAACAGCAGCAGCAGCACCUGAAGGGCCAGGUGGACACCCUGCUGAGAAACUUCCUGCCUUGCUACCGCGGGCAGCUGGCAGCCUCAGUCCUGCGGCAAAUCUCCAGAGAGCUGGGCCCCCAGGAGCCAGCCAGAUGCCAACUGCUGCAUAGCAAAAAGCUACCCCGAGUCCGUGAGCACCGAGGGCCCCUGACCCAGCUGCGGGGCCACCCACCCCAGUGGCAGCCAAGCUUCUGUGUUCUGCGUGGGGAUGGCCGCCUGGAAUGGUUCAGCCACAGGGAGGAAUAUGAAAAUGGGGACCGUCCCCUGGGCUCCACGACCCUGACAGGGUACACAGUCCUGACUUCCCAACAUGAAUAUCUCUGCCUGUUGGAUGCUCUCUGCCCAGACUCCUCAAGAGACCAUACACAGGAAGAGCCUGAUCCCCUCUUGGAAAUGCCUGUUAGCUUCCCCCUGUUCCUGCAGCAUCCCUUCCGCCAGCACCUCUGUUUCUCUGCAGCCACAGGGGAGGCGCAGCGUGCCUGGAGACUAGCCCUGCAGGGCGGCAUCCGGCUUCGAGGCACAGUCCUGCAGCGAAGUCAAGCGCCGGCAGCCCGUGCCUUCCUAGAUGCCAUACGGCUCUACCGGCAACAACACGGCCAAUUUGGCAACGAUGACGUGACCCUAGGUUCCGACGCUGAGGUGCUGACCUCGGUACUGAUGCGGGAGCUGCUGCCAGCGCUGCGAGCCCAGACCCUGCCCGGCCUGCGAGGAGCCGGCCGCGCCCGGGCCUGGGCAUGGACCAAGCUCCUGGACGCCGUCCACUCUGCAGUCCUGGCUGGGGCCACCGCGGGGCUCCGCGCCUUCCAGCCAGAAAAGGACGAGCUGCUCGCGGCCCUGGAGAAGACAAUCCGCCCAGACGUGGAUCAGAUGCUGCGGCUGCAGGCGCGCGUGGCUUUGAGGCUGAAGGCCGAGGUCCAGGGCCCCCUGGAGUCGUGCCUGCGCGGGAAGGUGGAUGCACAGCUGCCCCGGAUCACACAGACGCUGCUGAGCACUGUGGAAGCCGAACUCGCGGCGGUGCGGACCCUCCUAACCCAGGGCAUGGACCGCCUGUUCCGCCUCCUUCGUGGGAGUUCCUCCAGCACCCAGCUGCGGAAGGAGGUGUACUCAUUUGGGGAGAUGCCAUGGGACCCAGAGCGGAUGCAGAUUUGCUACCGAGAGGCCAAGAGGAGCCGGGGGCAGCUGGGGCAGCUGGCAGCACUGUUUGGCUUCUUUGGAAUACAGAGCCUAGUGUUUGGGGCCCAGGAUCUCGCACAGCAGCUCAUGGCUGAUGCCGUGACCACCUUCCUACAGCUGGCUGACCAGUGUCUGACCACGACUCUGGACUGCGACCAGGCCACCCAGCAGCUGGAGAAAGUCAGGGGGCGUGUGCUGAAGAAAUUCCAGUCGGAUAGCAGCUCGGCGCGGAGGAGGUUCAUCCACAGCUGGCUGCUCUGCAUCUUCUUGCCCUUUGUGUUGAGCCAGCUGGAGCCGAGCUGCAAAGCGGAGCUGCUUAAGUUUGAAGGGGACGUCCUUGCUGUGGGCAGCCCUGCCCUGACCAUCGAGGGGAUUUACGAGGAUGUUGUCCGGGGGUUCCUGCUCCAGAGGAUCAAUCGAGAAUUGAAAAAGGCCCUUGGGGCCAGAAACAUAUCCUGCAUUCUGGAUGACUGCUCAGAGGCGCCAUGGGACCAGGCAGAAGCUGCUCCAAAUCUUAACUUAGUACCAAAUUUCCCAGCUGACAGUAGAGCUUUUACUGGUUUCCCCCUGCCUGCCAGAAGCUCAAUCCACUGGAGGUUGGCAGCUUCUGCACAUCACAAGCCUUCCAGCUGCUUCUGGCGCCAGUCCCCGAGAGGGGUUUCCCCAGUGUUUUUCUCAGUUCAGCUUUCAGAGGGAGGACAUGCAGACUCCCUGGUUUUCUCCCUUUCUGCCCUGGAAUGUUCAUCCUCCCCCAGGAGAAUGAGCUUUUCCUUAGCUUUCCCUCCUAAACUUUUGCCUCAUGUCCCUUGAGCACAUCGAGGACACACAAUCUGUGCUCUGAAUUUUACUUAACAAUAUUGAGCCUCCCCCCACCGCCCACGUUAACAGACAUCUGAGCAUCUUUCUUAAAACAAUUUUUUUUAACAACACAAAAGCGAUCAGGGAAGCCUGGUGUGAUGCCGUUCAUGGGGUCGCAAAGAGUGGGACACGACUUAGCAACUGAACAACAAAAAGUGAUUAGAAACACAUUAGAUUAUUGGGGGGAAAAAUAGAUUAUUGAAAAACAAUCCCCUUGUAGCAUUUCUAGGGAAACGCCCACCUUGUCUCCAGAGCUUGUGCUCAGCCAGUUCCAUCCUCUGACAAUCCUGAGGUCACUAUGACUCCAUUUUACAUAUGGGCAAACUGAGGCUCACACAGCGACCCCACGCGCGGGCUGGAUUUAUAGCCAGGUCUGGGGACUCCAGGGCCCAUGGUCUUAGUAUCCAACAACCCCUGAGGACAUCUCUGGGAGAUGGAAAACUAAGACGGUAAAACCAUGUUGCAGCAGAGGAAACUGAGUCUCAACCCAGAUCCUAACUAUACAGGUCUGCCUCGUGACACAAUCGGGGUCUUACACAAAUAGGAGUGGGACAGAGAAUCGGGUUGAUCCCGGCGGGGAGACGUUUCUGAGGCAAGGCAGAUUCUGAGCUCUGACACAUUUACUGCACAGACCGAAGUUCAGAGCGCUCCAAGCCUAAGAGGGGGCGGGGGAUCCCGAGCCUGC